UACUACCAGAUGGGUCCUCUGAUUGGCUGUUAGUCAGGAAGUUGUCUCCCGAUGCCGGAAGUGGUCCUCCAGGGGCGGGCACUCAGGGGUCAGAGGACAACCGGGUGGCAGACGCUCUGUUGGAGUUGUGGCUUUGGCGCGAUCUCCCGAUGAGAGGGCGCAGCUCUGUGUUUGCCAUGCAGCACAUCGUGUGUGUGCCCCAUGUACUGGUGCGGAGAGGCCUCCUUGGAAGGGACCUCUUUAUGACCAGGACUCUCUGCAGCCCAGGCCCCAGCCAGCCCGGAGAGAAGAGACCUGAGGAGGCAGCCCUUGGGCUGUAUCACCGCCUCACAACGCUGGGAAGAGCCCUGGGGCACAGCAUUCAGCGACAUGUGUCCUCCACAGCCAAGAAUUGGUGGGACAGAUAUGAAGAGUUUGUUGGACUCAAUGAGGUUCGCGAGGCCCAGGGAAACGUGACUGAGGCAGAGAAAGUGUUCAUGGUGGCUCGUGGGCUUGUCCGAGAGGCCCAGGGGGACUUGGAAGUUCAGCAGGCCAAACUGAAGGAAGUGAGGGACCGCUUGGACCGUGUCUCCAGGGAGGACAACCAGUAUCUGGAACUGGCUACUCUGGAGCACAGGAUGCUGCAGGAGGAGAAGAGGCUUCGUACGGCCUAUCUGCGUGCAGAAGACUCUGAGCGAGAGAAGUUCUCUCUCUUCUCCGCAGCUGUGCGGGAAAGUCAUGAGAAGGAGCGCGCUCGGGCCGAGAGGACCAAGAACUGGUCCCUCAUUGGGUCAGUCCUGGGGGCCCUGAUUGGUGUGGCCGGCUCCACCUAUGUGAACCGCAUACGGCUACAGGAGCUGAAGGCCUUACUCCUGGAGGCACAGAAGGGGCCUGUGAGCCUCCAGGAGGCCAUCCGGGAGCAGGCAUCCAGCUACUCCCUCCAGCAGAGGGACCUCCAUGACCUCAUGGUGGACCUGAGGGGCCUGGUGCAUGCUGGGCAGGGGCAGGGCUCUGCGUCCCAGACAGGUACUUCCCCCACCCAAGUCAAAGACACAGAAGUCCUUUCAGCUGCCUUGCAAGAGCAGAUCAGCCAUUCCAGGCAGGUCCAUUCAUGUCUCAAGGGUUUACAAGAGCAGCUUGACGGCCUGGAAAAGACUUUCAGCCAAAUGGCUGGGGUGGUUCAGCUUGCAAAAGCUGCAGUACACCCAGGCCUGGCUGAGCAGGCAGACCGGGCUCCACCCAGCUCCUUGCUGGAGCAGGGGAGUAUGCUCUUGGCACUGUCGGACAUGGAGCAGAGGCUAGAAGCCCAGGUAAACAGGAAUGCUGUCUACAGCACGCUGGUCACCUGUGUGAUGGUUGCUGCCACGCUGCCUGUGCUCUACAUGCUCUUCCGGGCCAGCUAGCCCCCAUAUCCUCCUCCAGAGGGUCUGAGGGGUUAGGUGUGGAUGUAGUUAGAGAAUCCCAGCAGUGAAGUGAGCCUUAGGGGUGCACCCAACCUCAGCCUGAGCCCUGAGCCCCGUCGGUGUAGCUCAUCUGUGUAUCUGGCAGACAUACUUGGCUUUUUAGGUUAAUGCUUAUUGACAUUCAUCAUGAAAACUUUGUGUUAAUGUCCAAUAAAAGUAUUUUUUAGUUUGUAUUAUUUUAAA
Messenger RNA from Trichechus manatus latirostris (Florida manatee), 1625 nucleotides. It is a transcript of the gene CCDC51, whose product is annotated as coiled-coil domain containing 51. The coding region runs from base 150 to 1382 and encodes 410 amino acids. The transcript is spliced from 4 exons. The record is from RefSeq and is a predicted model, not a curated record. NCBI's taxonomy places the organism in Eukaryota, Metazoa, Chordata, Mammalia, Sirenia, Trichechidae.